GAAGAAAGUGAGCUGCAGACUGAAGCACGGUGGUGAUGAACAUUUGGGAGAAGAUGAUCUGCAGGACCCUGCUGCUUGUCAUCCUCACCUCAUGUGUCUCUGGAUCAUUUGUAGUCAAUGUGACACAGACCUCCUAUCAGGCAGAGGAGAACCACAACAUCACACUGGAAUGGACGUUCACAACCCAACCUGACAGAUCCCCCAAAACUCUCAACAUCCUCUGUGAAUUGAUAACUGAGCAUACAGAUUCAGUCCUGUAUCGUGUUCGUGAAGGUGUUGAGGUGUCAGAGUCUCAGGAUGAAAAGUUUUCAGGACGUGUUGAGAGUGACAAAGACGCCCUCAGAGAAGGACGAAUCAGACUUCAACUGUUUAGACUCAGGACUGAUGACUCGGGUCUGUACCUGUGUGAACUGAACACAGAUUAUGGCUUUGGCUCUGCCAGAUGUCGACUCAGCAUCACUGCUACGGAUGACCCCAAACGUCAAAGUCCAACAGUGAACACACAACCAGAGAGUCGAGGAUGGCUCAACCUGUAUCCUUUACUGAUACUGCCAGCAGCAGCUUUACUGAUCAAACUCUGUUAUAAAAUCAUAAAACGAAAACAUAACCUAAAUCUAAACAGUCACCACCUAGGCAGCGACUGCAGUGAAGCAGUGGUCAACUUGAAUAAUUCAGAUGCCACUCAUCUUGCUGCUUCAUUAGAAGCCACAUCCACCAUCUUCAUCUGAGUGUGGACAUGACUUCCCUGAACCCCAAAGAUUGUCAUGUUAACAGCUAGGUCUGCAGUGGAAGCUUUGUGGAAGCAUCAACCUCAGUCUGAACUGAGAAACACUGUCUGCAGUCUGCAGCCAUCAUCACAAACACUGAUGGAAACAUUUAAAGCUCGUAUCACACAUAUCAUUAAUAACAUUUCUUUCCUCUUUUGGUUCUAUCAUUUGUCUCUGUCAGAUAUUGUCUGAGGAAUCUUUAUUAUUUGGCCAUUAAGUAUGCAGAGCGAUUGAAAUCACUUGUUGUUCUCCCAUCAGCUGUUAUCAACAAUUACUGUUUAAAAUGUGCCUGAACUCAAGAAGUUAAAAGAAUUCAAAGUGUUACAUUGAACUCCUAAUAAUUUGACUAUGGAUCGCCAUAGUUAGAAUGUACUUUUCCUAAAGUUAAUGUGUAUGUGUAUAUAUUGUAAACAAAUCCUUAUUUAUAUGAAAGAAGUUAUGAUUCUUCUGUG
Messenger RNA from Oreochromis aureus, 1219 nucleotides. RefSeq lists its product as uncharacterized. The transcript has 4 exons. The coding region runs from base 36 to 728 and encodes 230 amino acids. Gene Ontology annotation, biological process: T cell costimulation; cell surface receptor signaling pathway; immune response. NCBI's taxonomy places the organism in Eukaryota, Metazoa, Chordata, Actinopteri, Cichliformes, Cichlidae. The record is from RefSeq and is a predicted model, not a curated record. Gene Ontology annotation, cellular component: external side of plasma membrane.